Messenger RNA from Acanthaster planci (crown-of-thorns starfish), 3562 nucleotides. RefSeq names its product sodium-coupled monocarboxylate transporter 1-like. NCBI's taxonomy places the organism in Eukaryota, Metazoa, Echinodermata, Asteroidea, Valvatida, Acanthasteridae. Gene Ontology annotation, molecular function: symporter activity. Gene Ontology annotation, biological process: sodium ion transport; transmembrane transport. Gene Ontology annotation, cellular component: membrane. The record is from RefSeq and is a predicted model, not a curated record.
AGCCCCGGUUGACAUGGGGGAAUAUCAGAAUAAGGCGUACGUGUCAUUUCACCUAUCCAUUGUGUGUCUUUUUUAAGUUUUCAAUAUACAGCACACGAUCUGUUUACCAACAUUUAUUUGCUUUGUAGAGAACGAUAAAAAGGCCACAGAUGACAACCCGAUUUGGUCUUUAUAAAAAUGCAUCAUCCUUUGACGUGACAAACUGUGAAUGCAAUGCGCACGGGCUGCAGAGAAUUACCGCUCUGUUUUUGUUUUUUUCUAUGGGGCAGUUGAAUAGCCUGUUUAAUUUGGCGAUGUAGUGAAGUGGAAUGCACCUUUGCACACUUUUUUAAAUUCAACAACGUUUGCGUAGCUUUUGUGUCCAUCAAGUGUGUGACUGCGAGAAAUUCGCCAUCGUCUGAGUUCGUGCUACGGGUUGCUUUGUCACUGUGGCCACGCUGAAGUUUUUUCCAGGUGUCGCCGUCACACCCGCACCUGAUCGAUUAAAUUGAAUCUUAGCCCGUCAUUCUAGGAGAACUAGCGUCGCCAAAACAAGAACUUGGACUUUUGGUCCUCGUGGUUUUCACUGAUAGACGCAUAACUUGGAGCGUCUUACGGAGAGCCAUGGCCGUCGACGAUACCCAACGACUUUUCCAGGUCUGGGACUAUGUGGUGUUCGGGCUGAUGCUGGCCGUGUCAGUUUUCAUCGGCAUCUAUUACGGCUGCACCGGAGGCAAGCAGAAGACGACCAAGGAGUUCCUGCUGGCCGACCGCAACAUGAACCCCAUCCCUGUGGCCAUGUCGCUGGUGGCUAGCUUCAUCUCGGCCAUCACGGUGCUGGGUACGCCGGCCGAGACCUACAUCUAUGGCACCAUGUUCUGGCUGUUUGGGUUCGCCUACAUCUUGACAGGGAUCGCCGUGACGAGGUUGUUCCUGCCUGUCUUCUAUCGCUUGGGCGUAACCAGUGCAAACGAGUAUCUCGAAAAGCGCUUCAACAAGGUGGUUCGUGUUGCAGGAACUCUCACCUACUUCCUUCAAAUGGUCCUUUAUAUGGGUAUAGUCAUCUAUGCUCCAGCUCUGGCAUUUAACGCAGUGACCAAUCUCAGCUUGUGGGGGUCCGUGGUUGCCAUUGGUGUGGCCUGCACAUUUUAUACUACAGUUGGCGGCAUGAAGGCUGUACUUUGGACUGAUGCCUUCCAAAUGUGCGUAAUGAUGGCAGGAUUUCUGGCCGUCAUCAUCGAAGGCUCCCUGCGUCUAGGUGGAUUCAUACAGGUCUGGAAGAUUGCAGAGGAAGGAGGACGCAUCGAUUUCUGGAAUUUUUCUCCAGAUCCCUCCAUCCGGCAUACUUUCUGGUCGGUUGUAGUCGGUGGGUGCUUCACAUGGACAGCAACAUACGGCGUUAACCAAUCACAGGUCCAGCGAUACCUGACUGUUGGUAACUUAAGGAGGUCAAGAAUCUCACUAUACCUCGCAACUGUCGGCAUGGUAAUCGUGGUGUCAUGCGCCUGCUCAGCCGGUCUUGUGAUGUAUUCCUACUACGCCAACCAGCGAUGUGAUCCCUACACAUCCAAUCAAAUCGACCAAACAGAUCAGCUUAUUCCCAUCUUUGUGAUGGAACUAUUUGGAGGUUUACCAGGCCUGCCUGGGUUGUUUACAUCCUCUGUCUUCAGCGCAGCACUGAGUACCGUCUCUUCGGGGCUGAACUCGCUGGCAGCAGUGACUGCAGAAGACCUCGUCAGACCCUGUUUCAAGAAGAUGCAAGAGGAGCGAUACACACUCGUGACUAAAGGGAUAGCUAUGGGAUUCGGUUUACUGAGUUUGCUGGUUGCAUAUAUUGUAUCUCUCCUAAACAAGGGAGUCCUUCAGUUGGCUCUAAGUCUCUUCGGCAUGACUGGUGGGCCACUAAUGGGAGUCUUCAGUCUUGGAAUGUUCUUCCCUUGGUCUAACUCGAAGGGUGCUCUGACUGGUCUCAUCUGCGGGCUCGCCAUGGCCUUCUGGGUGGGCAUCGGCGCGCAGAUCUACCCGCCGGAGGUCUACAAGCCCCCGCUUGUCAUCGACGGCUGCUACUCUACGAACGCAACCAACUCCACGUUCGGUGGUAUGGGCUCGACGGCCAUGUCAGGCUUUACAACUAUGCCGCCUACCGAGGAACCCAGGCCCGCCAUUGCUGCUUUGUACACUCUGUCAUACUCAUGGUACAGCUGCACGUAUUGGCUGAUCACUGUGGUUGUCGGCCUGCUCGUCAGCUUCCUAACCGGAGCCAACAAGUCUAGUGAUAACGACCCGAUGCUAUACCAACACAUCGCCGAUGCAUGCUACUGUUGCCUGCCGGAAGUUAUUAAAAAACCCAUGCGCUGUGGACAGGACAAACUGGAAUACGAGGACGAUGAUGACACAAAGGACACUGCAUACUGCGUGAAAGAGGUUGAUGGCGUCAAAACGUCGCAGGACUUCCAAAUGAAUGACUACAACGGAGUGGGGACGAUUACCAAUAUGAAGUACAUACCCAAACCGGAUAAUCCAGAGGAGAACACCUACGAUAAUCCCGUUGAAGUCUACUCGGAGCAGCCCGCCACUGAAAUGUAGGCCAAGUGUCUUUGCCUCCCUGCGCAUGUUGAUGAGCCCCCUGACGCACUGGCCGUGUCCAACGCUACUGGCUACGGCUGUGUGAAACACGAUUCUUGAUGGGACCUGCAUGGUUGCAGCCUUAACCAAAAUACCUUCCACGGGCGCCUGUAUUAAUUCUACAGCCGUACCCAUAGUUGAGACAGACGUAGAUAUCAAAUCCUAGUCUUGAUGUCGAAGUACCGGUUCCUUUUUGGAAUAACAGCCUCACUGUGUAAUACUGAAGUCGUCUGGAGAAAACAAGCUAAAGAACAAGGGAACACGGGCAUCUGGGGGUUACACGCACACAGGCAAGAUUUCAAAAUAAAAUAAUGAAUAUUCAGACCAUCACCAUUUUAUAAAAAAUAAGUUUUCUGACACAGGUACUGAAAAGUACUUGAUUGGGAAAUUUGCAAAUACACUAAUCCUUAAAAUCAAUUUGAAGUAUAAAAGGGGGUGUCUGAAGUCCUUCAUUUAUUUAUCAAUCUUACCUUUUGUGCAUUUAGCAUCAAUAUCCAUUGUUCUCUUGCUUUUUUCUCUCUCCAAACCAAUUCAAUAUUUAUUGAACUUGGUUGACGGCGAAUUCUCCACGACAACACUGCUUAAUGCAGGAAUGCCCAACUCUGUAUGUUUGGUGUGUACAUGUAAAUAGCCACAUAUGACGACGCUUGUAAAGCAACGGUGUGCUGCUUCCCAGCUCAACGUCUGCUGCCCACGGACCGAACACCUUGAGUGGUAUUUUGGCCAGACCCCUGGGUUGAAGACCACAUGUAAAUUACCUUCCGUUCCCGUAGUACCAAGAAACUCCCGAUGAAGCCAUGCAAAUUUGAUCCAAAUUUGAACAAACGAAAGCUUCUUAUGUUUAUAUUUUAUUGAUUUUAAGCACCAGUCACAGGUCAUAAACUGCAAAUGUUUGCCAAGUGCUAAGAUUUUAAUAUGCUACUUCCAAUGAAGUAGUCUUAUAUUGUGAACCCCCCCC